AUGGCCGGGGAACUGCUCUCCUUCCGCGCCUUCCUCGACGGCCGCCCCGCAGGCUGCGAGUACGGCUACGGGCACGGGGACGGGCUCCGGGCGCUGCGGGACCGCGAGUUCCCCCGGCUGCGAGGGAUUACUUACCUUGACCAUGCUGGUUCAGCACUUUUCCCAGAGAGUCUACUUAAAGCUUUUACUGAUGACCUCAGAAACAACGUUUAUGGCAACCCUCAUAGUCAGAAUAUCAGCAGCAAGCUGACAUAUGACACAAUCGAGCAUGUUCGAUACAGAAUAUUGCAAUACUUUCACACUACUGCUGAGGAUUACACCAUCAUUUUCACAUCUGGAUGCACAGCUGCACUUAAACUGAUAGCAGAAUCAUUCCCUUGGAUACCUGAAGGCACAAAGCAGCCCAGCAGUCGAUUUUGUUACCUAACUGACAGCCACACAUCUGUGGUUGGUAUGAGGGGCAUAACUGCUUCAAUGAAUGUCUUGUCUGUUCCAAUAAAACCAAAGGAAAUUUUGGUAGCAAAAAGCAGGUUACCAGCUGAAGAACAAAACUGCACAACACCUCAUCUAUUCUCUUACCCAGCUCAGAGCAAUUUCUCUGGUACCAAAUAUCCCCUUUCAUGGAUACAGGACAUAAAAUCUGGAAGACUCUGCCCCAUCAAACUACCAGGGAAGUGGUUUGUUCUACUAGAUGCAGCCUCGUUUGUGAGCACUUCUCCAUUAGACCUGGGAGUUCACCAAGCUGACUUUAUCCCCAUCUCAUUCUAUAAAAUUUUUGGAUUCCCAACUGGUUUAGGUGCAUUAUUGGUAAACAACAGGAUUGCUCCCCUCUUGAGGAAAACCUAUUUCGGAGGUGGAACUGCAGCUGCCUACCUCGCAGGAGAGGAUUUUUAUUUCCCCAGGAAAUCCAUAGCAGAAAGGUUUGAAGAUGGUACAGUCUCUUUUCUUGAUAUCAUUGCUCUGAAGCAUGGAUUUGAUGUUCUGGAAAAACUCACAGGUGGAAUGGAGAAAAUAAAGCAGCAUACCUUUGCCUUAGCUCACUACACCUACACUGUGCUGUCUAACUUGAAAUAUGCCAAUGGGGCUCCUGUAGUACGUAUUUACAGUGACACAGAUUUCAGGAAUCCUGAUGCCCAAGGUCCAAUCAUUAAUUUUAAUGUGCUCGAUGAAAAUGGACAAGUGCUCGGCUUUUCACAGGUGGACAGCAUGGCGAGUCUCCACAACAUACACGUUCGCACAGGCUGCUUCUGUAACACUGGAGCCUGCCAGAUGCAUCUGGACAUAAGCAAUGAGGACAUCCAAAGGAACCUGCAGGCUGGCCAUGUCUGUGGAGAUAACAUAGACUUACUUGAUGGACGUCCCACUGGUUCUGUGAGAAUAUCCUUUGGCUACAUGUCUUCUUUUGAAGAUGCACAGACUUUUUUGAAUUUCAUCAUAGCCACCAGACUCUCCAACUCGGAUGCUGAGAUUCCUCUCCAGUCUGUUACAAAGCUGCCGACAGAGUCUGUUCCAGAUGACCACCUUUCAUUUAACAAGGCAGAUGAAUUGUCUCCAAUACUGCAAAUCUCUGACAGAGAACUCGGGAAUAUUCCAUCUGAGGCAGAGACAACUGGCAGCUGGCAGCCACCAGAACCUGAGGCAGAAAGCAUGAGGGCAGCUGUUUCUGAGACUGCAGUGCCAACGUGUAGAAAAGGUGGCAAGCCCAUCACUGUCGCCAAAAUUUACCUCUACCCAAUCAAAUCCUGCUCUGCAUUUGAGGUUACAGAAUGGCCUGUAGGAAACCAGGGUUUGCUGUAUGACCGCAGCUGGAUGGUUGUAAACCAGAAUGGAGUCUGCAUGACUCAGAAGCAGGAGCCAAGGUUGUGUCUUGUGAGCCCCUCAAUUGAUCUGAAGCAAAAAAUUAUGGUCAUUCAGGCAGAAGGCAUGGACCCAAUAUCUGUGCCACUAGAAGAUAAUACUGGAAAAGAGGCUGUGAUCUGUGAGAGUAAAGUCUGUUCACACAGGGUAAAAACGUAUGACUGUGGAGAAAGAAUUGCUGGCUGGCUCUCUGCGUUUCUUGGUCGUCCAUGUCGCUUGAUAAGACAAAGUUCAGACAUGAAAAGCAAGUCACAUCAGAAAAAUACAAAAGGUCUGUCAUCUGCUACAAACAUCUCACUCUCUCUUGUGAAUGAAGCACAAUACCUCCUGAUAAAUGUAGCAAGCAUUCUGCAGCUGAAAGAACACAUUUCUGCAAGAUUGAAGGAGCCAUUGGAAAUAGAGGAACUGAUCCGACGUUUCCGUGCCAACAUUGUCAUCAGUGCACCAGAGUCCUUUGAAGAGGAGGAGUGGGCUGAGAUUUCAAUAGGUGCUCUGCAAUUCCAGGUUGUGGGUCCAUGUAGCAGAUGUCAAAUAAUCUGCAUUGAUCAACAGUCUGGGGAACGAAACAAAGAAAUUCUGCAGUCCCUGUCUGCUGCCAGAGGUAGAAAGACAAACUUUGGCAUAUACCUGAUGAACCAGCCCUUUUGCUCAUCCUUUUCAGAUACUUUAUCAGUGGGAUCUCAAGUACUUCCAGUGCUGAAGGAGAGUACAGAAAUUCAACCUCCAACAUCCAGUGAAGAAAAAUGUUCAGGAUAGAUUCUCAGGUGGAGAUGAAAUUUUUAUGCAACUACAGGGAAAAGUCAGUAGUCAGUUACACAAAAA
Messenger RNA from Agelaius phoeniceus (red-winged blackbird), 2679 nucleotides. RefSeq names its product molybdenum cofactor sulfurase (gene MOCOS). The record is from RefSeq and is a predicted model, not a curated record. Gene Ontology annotation, biological process: Mo-molybdopterin cofactor biosynthetic process. NCBI's taxonomy places the organism in Eukaryota, Metazoa, Chordata, Aves, Passeriformes, Icteridae. Gene Ontology annotation, molecular function: pyridoxal phosphate binding; molybdenum cofactor sulfurtransferase activity; molybdenum ion binding.